Heterobasidion irregulare TC 32-1 is the source of this 1112-nucleotide messenger RNA. RefSeq lists its product as uncharacterized. Lineage: Eukaryota; Fungi; Basidiomycota; Agaricomycetes; Russulales; Bondarzewiaceae. The transcript has a single exon. The coding region runs from base 114 to 1112 and encodes 332 amino acids. The record is from RefSeq and is a predicted model, not a curated record.
CUUCAGAGUCAGAACUGUCCUUUAUUGCUGAAGCGGAGGGCUCCACAACGUCGACGACUUCACACAUCCGCCGAGCCAUCCAGACCGCUUUGAACCAAGAGGUGGAGGAUCGUAUGAGCACACCGAAUCUUGCAGAACCCAAAGUGGUGCAGAGCCCUCCAUUGAAGCCUGCCUCCGACCUUGGCAGGGUCGGAUUAUCAAGAGCGUCUUCCACUAGCUCAAAUUCGACUAUCAAGCCCAACGCUGCUGUUGCAGAGGUUUCCCAGUCGCUGUCCAAGGAACGUGCUCCUUCUAAACUGGCUUUGUUGGCGCAGGCGAAGGCGAAACGGACAACAUCUACCUCGAAAGCGAAACCCCGCUCGUCGUCUCCUGAGAGUCUCCUCAAUACCACACGUACAGAGUAUCUCACGCCAAUAGCUAACGGACCCACUGCCACGACUGCCAUCACGACUUCAUACCAGACACUGAAUCAUCUCAUCUCUCCAACUCGAUCCGUUUUACCUCCCUCUUUUCCUCCCUCCGACUACAAGGGCGGGGUGAUAACAACGACACAUUCUGACGGGCACAGAUCUGGGGCGAAACAAUCCAAGCUGGCUAUGAAAGCAAAGAAGUCGCAUCACAAGCAUGAACCGAACUCGAUGAACGGCGACAAACUCGAUCAUCCUGCAUCGAUUCCGACAAUCUUCUUGCCUGAAGCAAGCCGCUCCUGUGCGUCACCAUCAGAGUUCGCUUCCUUGUUAGUCGAUGAACAGUCUCUGAUUUUCCUUGAAGUCAAAGAACACAGAAAGGAGAUAAAAGGCAGGGUGGAGGAUAAGGUUCGCGAUGGCCCUCGAAGCCCCGGUCGAACCCGCUCGCAUAGCCGCACCAACUCUUAUAGCGCUACUUCAGACGCAAAGCCACGCAGCCACUCGAAUAGAGAAAGUCCCUCUACUGUACUCGCCCACGACCAAGGCUCCUUCACGUUUGACGUCCCAAGUCCAGAUGAUAUCGUACUCAAUGCUCGUCGGGGAACCUCGCUCGGCGGCCGCUCUUCGCUUUCCACUGUCACUGCCUUCCCACCAGACACCCCCUCUUCAUCUCGUGCUUCCGUUUCUAUUACAAGGGCUACUUGA